Messenger RNA from Dinoponera quadriceps, 2073 nucleotides. RefSeq names its product histone H4 transcription factor (gene Hinfp). The record is from RefSeq and is a predicted model, not a curated record. Lineage: Eukaryota; Metazoa; Arthropoda; Insecta; Hymenoptera; Formicidae. Bases 116 to 1762 code for a protein of 548 amino acids. Gene Ontology annotation, biological process: regulation of transcription by RNA polymerase II; anatomical structure development. The transcript has 6 exons. Gene Ontology annotation, molecular function: DNA-binding transcription factor activity, RNA polymerase II-specific; RNA polymerase II cis-regulatory region sequence-specific DNA binding.
CAGCGACGAAGCAGCGAUAUCGACGCGGCGUCAGACCGUUCGGAACAUCGUGCCGCGCGAUUAGAUCAGGAGCGGCGAUCGAGACGUCGUGGGUGAGCCACGUUGUCACGGCGGGAUGACGGAGGUAACGAAGGUGAGCAAAAUGGUGCAGGACAGAUGCAUCAAGUGGAUGGAGGAGCUGCAGGAAGAUUGUUACACCGAAGACACCACUGCCAAGCGGAAGAGCGAGACUGACUACGAGGAUUGUUACGACACAGAUUCGGAGUUCGACUCGGUCUCGGUGUGCGACGCCAAGAGACGCAGAGUGGGAACGCAAUUGAAAGACGAAGUCCUGAAUCUGAUCUGCGAAUGGGAGGAGUGUUCCUUUCACAGUAAACGCAUCGAGGAGUUUCUCAGGCAUGUUUCGAGUCAUAUACCUAGCGUACAAGUGAGCGUGAAGGAUGACGAUGAAGUUUACGUGUGCCAGUGGAAAGACUGUCCGUUUGAGGCCAAGAUGUACGAAGAGGUGAUACGGCACGUCAAUUAUCACGCCUAUCAUACGAAAUUGAAAUCUAUCGGUUCCAAUGUUCGUGGGAGGAUCAAGCUACCCAAGUGCCGUAAAGAUUCAGAUUGGAAGAACGUUAUAGAAACUCCACCCUCGCACUUGUGCAGAUGGGAGGAAUGCUUGAAGGUGUUCACGAAUUACCAGAUGUUCCUGUAUCAUGUUACCAUACACACGGAGGAUUGCCCACGGGGCAAUCGGGUUCAGAACGGAAUCGAGUGCAAGUGGACCGGUUGCAGCGGCAAGUAUCCCAGCUUGUACAAGCUGCGGGAUCACGUGAGAUGUCACACGAAAGAAAAGAUUGUCGCCUGUCCGGAUUGCGGUGUUACGUUCGCCUCCAAGACGAAAUUCCACGCGCACUGCCAGCGGCAAAUUCCCUUAGAAGUACAGGGAUUCCGAUGUUCACACUGUAAGAAGUUUUACCCAACUGAGAAAAUUCUGCGUGAUCAUAUGAGAUUCCACGUGUUCAACUACAAGUGUAGCCUUUGCGACAUGAGCUGUGAGUCGCCAGCCAGCUUGGCGAAGCACGUCAGGUACCGGCACGUGUCAACCAGAACGUUUCAGUGCCAAUUGUGCUCUCACGCCGCGAAAUCGCAACAAGAUAUCGAUACUCACAUGACUGUCCAUACCGAUGGUCCGAAUUUCUUCUGCCAGGAAGAAGGAUGCCAUUACACGUGCAAAGGACCCUACACUUUGGACAGACACUUCGAACGAGCGCAUAGCAUGGUGAUACGAUGGUACUGUUGUCACGAAUGCCCGAUUAAAUAUCGGACGAGUGCUAGACUGACGAAGCAUCUGACGGAAGCUCACCAGUUGCAACUGCCCACUGGACAUAAGCGUUUCCAUUACAAGCAGGAUGAAGAUGGAUAUUACAGAAUACAGAUGGUCAGGUACGAGGCCGUUGAUGAGGAGAACGUGUCACCUGUCGAGGAGGCGAAAGAAGUACCGGAUAAGAAGUAUAAGAUAGAACUAAGCCACACUGCGCCACUGAUGGAAGUGAAGAUUAUGGAAGACAGCACGGACGAGAUGGAAGCCGAACAGCAUUUACAAGAAGAAAUGGUGGCGUCUGACAUCGGUGAAGCUAUGCCUGUUAUAUCGAAUAUUUUAAUAUCUAUUGACGAAGUAGACGCGAAAGGAAAUAUUAUAAAGCGAGAAUUCGUGGAAACGCAGGAAACCAACGAGUUACCUCCGUCAGAGGAACCACCGUUAAUUUUAACAUAAGCUUGAUAAACUUCUUUCAUGAGAGGUAUUCAUGUAUACAUAUUUUUUAUAUGAUUGCAUUAUAACGAUUUUAUAUUGGAUGGAUUUUUAUACCACUUAUACAUUUGUUGUUACAUCCAAUUUUUAACAAGAAUGACAAUAUUAAAUCUUUCUUUUUAUGUUAUUACCAUACUGUUUACAAUUAAUCUUCUGUUUAUUUUAUAGCAUUUGACAACUUGCCUUAGCAAACUAUGCUUAUUACAAUAGUGAUGUACAAAAGUAAAACAUCCUGUCUGCUAAAAUUUAAUAUAAUAAACUAUGCAAAUCAAGAA